AUGAAUAAUUCUCUCAUAAAACCGUUUACCAGCGAUGAAGUCUACAAUGCACUCAAGACAAUCAAUCCAGAUAAAAGCCCAGGUUGCGAUGGAAUGUCGGCAAUGUUCUAUCACAAUUAUUGGUCUAUUGUGGGAGAUGUGGUCACUAAAGUGGUACUUGAAAUUUUGAAUGAGGGUUGUAGUAUGGAAUCCAUUAACAAGUCUCUAAUCACUCUUAUUCCGAAGAUUAAGUCACCAACGGGAAUGGGAGACUUUCGCCCAAUAAGUUUGUGCAAUGUCAUCUACAAAAUCAUUUCUAAGGCGCUUGCUCUCAGAUUUAAGGAUGUUCUACCGGCUGUUAUUUUAGAAACACAAAGUGCUUUCCUCUCCAAUCGAAUUAUUACUGACAAUAUUCUUGUUGCUUUUGAAUUGAUACAUCAUUUAAAGCAUAAAACAAGGGGGAAUAGAGGUUAUUCGGCUCUCAAGUUAGACAUGAGCAAAGCUUUUGAUCGAGUGGAGUGGUUCUAUAUUCAAGAGGUAAUGCUAAAAAUGGGCUUUCACAGUACAUGGGUUUCUUUAAUCAUGGGUUGUCUAAGCUCCACUAGUUUCUCUUUCAUGCUCAAUGGUGAAGAAGUGGGACAUGUUAAGCCUACUCGGGGGCUUCGGCAAGGAGAUCCAUUGUCCCCUGAAGAGGAAGUUCAUAACCUUCGAGGACUUAAGCUCACAAGACAUGCUCCCUCCAUUUCACAUCUGCUCUUUGCAGAUGAUAGUCUCCUCUUUUGUGAAGCUACAAACAGUUCAUCAAUUGCUAUUAAUAAAGUUUUGGAUAUUUAUCAUGAAGCAUCUGGCCAAUUGCUUAACACAGCGAAGUCUGUUAUGUCUUUUUCACCCAACACCUCACAAUCAGCUCAGAACUUCUUCCAUCAAACACUAGGAAUGCCAAUAAGUGACUGCCAUGAACGUUACCUUGGUUUACCUGCUUUUUCAGAGCGAGAUAAGAAAGAGAUGUUCAGCGAUGUUAAAGAACGUAUAUGGCAAAAACUUCAUGCAUGGAAUGAAAAACUCUUCUCAGUUGGUGGUAAGGAAGUUCUUCUAAAGGCCGUUGUUCAAUCGAUUCCAACUUACGCUAUGAGUUGUUUUCGGUUACCAACCACUUUUUGCACUCAAUUGGAAUCCAUGAUGGCCAAUUUCUGGUGGGGAUCAAAUAAGGAUGGCUCAAAGAUUCAUUGGAAAAGUUGGAAAUUGUUUUGUAAGUCGAAAUUUGAAGGAGGUAUGGAAUUCCGCUCUUUUACAAGUGGAUUUCCUGGUAAUAAUGUUUUCACACCAGUAAGCUAUACUGGCCCUCCAAAUCUGCCCGUUUCUUAUUUCAUAACAGAGCAAAGAGUGUGGAAUUUGCCUCUCCUUCAUGAUCACUUCCAGCCGAUUGAUGUGGAUAGAAUAGUCUCCAUUCCAUUAUGUUAUUUUCCUAGCAAUGACCGUUACAUUUGGCAUCAUACAAUGACUGGUAUGUACACAGUCAAUUCGGGGUUCCAUUUAGCAGAAAAUUUGGCAAAAGGGAAUGAAUCAAGUGGUUCUUCUGCUCAUUCCGAAUGGAAAGUUGUCAACUCUGCUACAUGUUCAUUAUGCAACAAUGCAUGGGAAUCAAUUGGACAUGCUAUGUUCAAUUGUACUACAGCUAGGAAAGUUUGGAGGGAAACAAAGUUCACCAUAGAUCAUUCAAAUGCACACAAUAUGGAUAAUGGUGAUUAUUUAAUCCAUUUAUCAACCUUGUACUCAAAACAAGACUUUGAAUUACUUGUUUGCACAAUGUGGGCAAUUUGGCAUAAUAGAAACAAAGUCACACAUGGGGGUGUCUCACGCCCCAGCCAUGCCAUUGCUUCAUUUGCUGUUACACACUUGGAGAGGUUUAUUAGUAGCAAAGCAAAGCACUAUCAUGGAUCAGCAAGCAUUAUACCUCCAGUGACUGUUUCAACAAGUAUUCACACACCAGAAGUUGCACCAGUAGCUAGGCUGCAUCAAGAUAAUACACGACAUUCUCCAUGGCUGCCACCAUCACCUACUGGACUCAAAUUAAAUGUUGAUGCUGCUGUCAAUCAUGAGUUGAAAAUUUUGGGAAUAGGUGUUGUUAUAAGAGAUUAUCUUGGUAAUGUCGUUGCUGCUCUUUCCAAGCCUGUUCAAGGUUGUUUUAGAUCGGAUGAGAUGGAGGCCAAGGCGCUAUUUCAUAGUCUCAAUUGGGUGGUGCAAAUGCCACUUUCAAUUUCACAUAUCGAAACAGAUGCAUUGCGAGUUUCUUUGGCCCUAAACUCUACAUCUUGCAACCUCUCAAGUUUUAAUGAUUUAAUCGUAGAUAUUAGCUGUCUUUUAUCCUUUUUCUCAGGAGUAACUAUUUCUCAUGUUAAGAGAAAUGCUAACCAAACUGCACAUGGUUUAGCUAAGUAUGCUCUCGAGUUGGAUGAAGAUAUCUGUUAG
Cannabis sativa is the source of this 2448-nucleotide messenger RNA. RefSeq lists its product as uncharacterized. Gene Ontology annotation, molecular function: RNA-DNA hybrid ribonuclease activity; nucleic acid binding. The record is from RefSeq and is a predicted model, not a curated record. Bases 1 to 2448 code for a protein of 815 amino acids. The transcript is spliced from 4 exons. NCBI's taxonomy places the organism in Eukaryota, Viridiplantae, Streptophyta, Magnoliopsida, Rosales, Cannabaceae.